Molecule: messenger RNA, 2159 nt
Organism: Guillardia theta CCMP2712
Lineage: Eukaryota; Cryptophyceae; Pyrenomonadales; Geminigeraceae
Exons: 23
Coding region: 9-2081 (690 amino acids)
Biological process (GO): threonyl-tRNA aminoacylation
Cellular component (GO): cytoplasm; mitochondrion
Molecular function (GO): ATP binding; threonine-tRNA ligase activity
Source: RefSeq, a predicted model, not a curated record
GUGGCGCCAUGGCGACGCAAACGGAAUGUCUUGUCCCUGCGCAGCCGCAAUGGCAGGACAUGCCAGCGGGCGAGAAGCCUUCCUUCCAGAAGUACCGCCUUGAGAUGUUCGAGAAGAUCAAGGCCAAGCGUGAGGCUGAGAAGGGAAAUCUUCCCAACGACCCCAUCAAGGUCACCCUGCCUGACGGGAAUGUCAAGGAGGGGGUCAAGAACAAGACCACCCCCUUCGAUAUCGCCAUGGAGAUCUCCAAGGGCCUUGCGAACAAUGCCGUCGUUGCGAAGGUCAAUGGCAAGACCUGGGAUCUUCAUCGCCCCUUGGAAGGCGACGCUGAGCUCGAGCUCUGCAAGUUCGACAGUCCUGAGGGACGAGAGACCUUCUGGCACUCCAGCGCUCACGUCCUCGGCCUUGCUCUUGAAAACAGGUUCGGCGCACACCUGUGUGUCGGGCCCGCCAUUGAUGAUGGCUUCUACUACGACGUGUACGCGGGCGGGAACACCAUCUCUCCCAGUGACAAGGAGGACAUCGAGAAGUAUGUAGAUGAGGUGGUGAAGGGCAAGCAUCCCUUUGAAAGAGUCGAGAUGUCCAAGGACGAAGCACUGGAGAUGUUCAAGUACAAUGACUUCAAGAUCGACGUGCUCAAGAGAAAAGUUCCUGAUGGCGCCAUGUGCACUGCUUACCGCUGUGGUGACUUGAUUGAUCUCUGCCGUGGUCCACAUCUUCCGGAUACUGGAAGAGUGAAGGCUUUUGCUGUGAUGAAGAACUCUUCCGCUUACUGGCAAGGACAAGCAAGCAACCACACGCUUCAGCGUGUUUACGGUGUGUCAUUUCCAGACAGCAAAGAGCUGAAGCAGCACUUGUUCCGACUGGAGGAGGCAAAGAAGCGAGAUCACCGCAAUGUGGGUCCCCACCAGGAGUUGUUCUUCUUUCACGAGCUCAGCCCUGGAAGCGCUUUCUGGCUUCCGCAUGGAGCAAGGAUCUACAACAAAUUGGUUGACUUCAUUCGGUCGGAAUACUUCAAGCGUGGCUACCAAGAAGUCAUCACCCCGAAUGUUUACAACUUGAAGCUGUGGGAGAUCUCGGGCCAUGCGGCACAUUACAAGGAGAACAUGUUCAUCUUCAAUGUCGAGGGCCAGGAGUUCGGCAUGAAGCCGAUGAACUGCCCUGGCCAUUGCCUCAUGUUUUCCAUGCGUCAACGAUCGUUCCGUGAGCUGCCAUGGCGUGUUGCCGAUUUUGGAGUGCUUCACCGCAAUGAGCUCAGCGGUGCACUCUCUGGAUUGACUCGCGUGCGUCGUUUUCAGCAGGAUGAUGCGCACAUCUUCUGCAAACCUGAGGAUGUUCAGGGUGAGAUUGAGGACAUGCUCAAGUUUAUCGACUUCGUGUAUGGCAAGUUCGGACUGCAGUAUGAGAUGUUCUUGUCUACAAGGCCGCAGAAGUUCAUCGGAGAGGUCGCUAUGUGGGAUGAGGCAGAGAAGCAGCUUGCCGCUGCUUUGAACAACACCGGCAAGGCAUGGAAGGAGAACCCAGAGGAUGGAGCCUUCUACGGUCCCAAGAUUGACAUCAACGUGUUUGACGCUCUGGGCCGCAAGCAUCAGUGCGCGACUAUCCAGCUCGACUUCCAGCUGCCCAUCCGAUUCGGCUUGAAGUAUGUGACGUCUGCUGGUGCCGACGGAGGAGACAAGGAGGAGAGGCCCAUCAUCGUUCACAGGGCAAUCCUGGGAUCGGUGGAGAGGUUCACUGCUAUCCUCAUCGAGCACUUGGCUGGAAAGUGGCCUUUUUGGCUCUCUCCCCGCCAGGUUGCGAUCGUUCCUGUCUCCCAGGAUCACUUCGCGUACGCCUACGAAGUGCAGCAAGUGUUGAUGAAGGAGGGCUACUACGUCGACGUGGAUGAUUCCUCCAAGACGUUGCAGAAGAAGAUCCGCGAGAACCAGCUCGCUCAGUACAACUACAUCCUCGUCGUCGGCAAGGAGGAGAUCGAGUCCAAGACGGUCAACGUUCGUACCCGAGAUAACGUUGUGCACGGUACCAAGAGUAUCCCGCAGCUGCUGGCCGAGCUCCGACAGAAUGUCGUGGAAUUCAAGUGAAGGGGUGGGGAUGUUGACGAGUCUCCUCUUGCCUCCACCGCCGAAUGUUGAUAAACGGGGCUCGAGGGUCGAACUUUC